GAGUGGGUGACAUUAGAAUUUGCCUUUGUCGUUGGUUGGAGUAUAUAUUCCUAGUUUGAAAGAAAAGAGACACACUGAAUUCAAUUGAACAUCGUCUUCGUAUUCCUCACUCCACCCACCGUGUUAGGGUUUGCAUCCACCAACUCAAGCUCAAAUUCUUGUUGAAAAAGAUAUGACUCAAACUCAAGACGAAGAGAUGAAAGAUCACCCAAAACCUUCCCACUCCAUUACUCCAACUAUUCCAUCUACAUUGCAAAAUUUGAAGGAAAUAGCAUCAAUCAUUGAAACUGGUUCCAACUCUAAGGAAGUUCGCAGAAUUUCUCGUGCUUUGCGCUCUACAAUGGCGUUGAGGCCCAAGCUCACAGCUCCAGUUCUCUCAUCUUUCAUCGAUCAUGUUCUUCCUCCUGCUUCUGAUUCUCACUCUAGGUUAUCUUCUUAUCUUCCCAAUCCCAAGGAUGAUGAUCACGACAUGGAAGUGGACACUGCAACAUCUGCAGCUAUUCAAACCCCAUCUAAGCACUUGUUGCCUGAGCUAGAAAUUUACUCUUACUUUCUUGUGCUUCUUUUUCUUAUUGAUCAGAAACGAUACAAUGAGGCCAAAGCCUGUUCCUCAGCUAGCAUUGAUCGGCUCAAGAGCUUGAAUAGAAGAACUGUUGAUGUUAUUGCUUCAAGACUGUAUUUUUAUUACUCAUACAGCUAUGAGCUUACUGGAGAUCUUGCUGAAAUUCGAGGCAACCUCUUUCAGUUGCACCGGAUUGCUACCCUGCGCCAUGAUGAGCUUGGUCAGGAAACACUUCUUAAUCUGUUACUUCGUAACUACCUCCACUACAACCUAUAUGAUCAGGCAGAGAAGUUAAGGUCCAAGGCUCCGCGAUUUGAGGCUCAUUCAAACCAGCAGUUCUGCCGCUAUCUCUUCUACCUUGGAAAAAUUCGGACCAUUCAGUUGGAGUAUACCGAUGCAAAAGAGUCUCUCCUGCAGGCUGCUCGUAAAGCACCAGUUGCAGCACAGGGUUUUCGGAUUCAGUGUAACAAGUGGGCCAUUAUAGUGCGUUUACUGUUGGGAGAAAUUCCUGAGAGGACUAUCUUCGUGCAGAAAGGAAUGGAAAAAGCUUUGAGGCCUUACUUUGAACUUACUAAUGCUGUUAGGAUUGGUGAUUUAGAGCUGUUUAGGAAUGUUGCAGAGAAGUAUGCCACCACUUUCAGUACAGAUGGAACCAAUAAUUUGAUUGUUCGAUUGCGUCAUAAUGUGAUAAGGACUGGUUUGCGCAACAUCAGUAUAUCAUAUUCUCGCAUCUCGCUGGCUGAUGUAGCUCAAAAGUUGAGAUUGAGCUCUGCAGAUCCCAUUGCUGAUGCAGAAAGCAUUAUAUCAAAGGCUAUCCGUGAUGGAGCUAUUGAUGCAACAUUGGAUCAUGCUAAUAAAUGGAUGUUGUCCAAGGAAACUGGAGAUAUUUACUCUACAAAUGAGCCUCAGUUGGCCUUUAAUUCUCGGAUCGCCUUUUGUCUUAACAUGCACAAUGAGGCUGUUCAAGCACUGCGAUUUCCAAAAAAUACACACAAGGAGAAAGAAAUUGCUGAGAAGCGGAGAGAGAGGCAACAGCAAGAGCAAGAACUGGCGAAGCAUAUUGAAGAGGAUGAUGACGAUGAUGACUUCUGAUGAUGAUUAUAUUAUAUUUAUCUUACCAGUUGCUGUGAGGAUCACUCCAUGCUACUACCUUUGCUCAUGUUAAUCUUGUGGAGAACAUCCAUUAAUACCACCUUUUUAAAACGUGGGCUUACAUUUUAGAUGGAAGAUCCCUGUACUUCAAUAUACUGAAAUAUUCACUGCUUAUUUGCAACCAUGGUGUUUAGCUAUGGUUUGUUUCCUUGUUUGGAGAAUAAUCUUCCUGGUUCCGAAAAAAUUAAUCAAUUAUUUAGGACCAACCAUAUCAGUGAUUUAGUUGUGAAAUUUGACUGUGGAAAAAAAAUUACUCAUUGGCCAAAAGAAAUUAAAGUACUUGCUGUGUGGAUGACUAAUUUGAGUUAUAUCACUAAUUAUCCAUUGCUAGUGUAUAGUUUUUUUU
Molecule: messenger RNA, 2060 nt
Organism: Trifolium pratense (red clover)
Lineage: Eukaryota; Viridiplantae; Streptophyta; Magnoliopsida; Fabales; Fabaceae
Product: probable 26S proteasome non-ATPase regulatory subunit 3
Exons: 8
Coding region: 173-1654 (493 amino acids)
Biological process (GO): ubiquitin-dependent protein catabolic process; regulation of protein catabolic process
Cellular component (GO): proteasome complex; proteasome regulatory particle, lid subcomplex
Molecular function (GO): enzyme regulator activity
Source: RefSeq, a predicted model, not a curated record